This is a messenger RNA of Monoraphidium neglectum, 1392 nucleotides long. RefSeq lists its product as hypothetical. The coding region runs from base 1 to 1392 and encodes 463 amino acids. Gene Ontology annotation, biological process: regulation of DNA-templated transcription. The transcript has 2 exons. Gene Ontology annotation, molecular function: DNA-binding transcription factor activity. The record is from RefSeq and is a predicted model, not a curated record. NCBI's taxonomy places the organism in Eukaryota, Viridiplantae, Chlorophyta, Chlorophyceae, Sphaeropleales, Selenastraceae.
AUGCCGCUGGGCUCGGGCUUUGCCGUACCUCAAGGGCUGAUGCCUGGUAUUUCGGGGUUGGACCUGGCGGCGCUGGGCCCUCAGAGCGGUGCCGAGAUGGUGCUCGACGCUGCGCGGAUCAAGGCAGAGCCGGCACCCGAGGCGGCGGCGGAGCUGAAGGGCAACACACGCGGCGCCGCUGCCGCCGCCGCCGCCGGCAGCGCGCCCCGCAGCCGCCGUGCGACGGCCGCUGGGGGCGACGACGACACCGACGAGGACUUUGACAUCCCCGGAGGCGGCGGGAAGACGCGCUCCAACGCGCUCGACACGGCGGGCAUGGACCCGCGGCGCGCGAAGCGCAUCCUCGCGAACCGGCAGUCGGCGCAGCGGUCCCGCAUGAAGCGGCUGCAGCACGUGCAUGAGCUUGAGAACCAGGCCACAGACCUCAACGGCCAGAUUAAACGAAUGCAGGAGCACCUGGCAACUGAGAAGGGCCGCGCCGACGAGGCGGCCGCCGCGGCGUCGGCAGCCGCAAGCGCGGCCGCGGCGCUGCAACAGCAGCUUUCGCAGCAAGAGGGGCUACAGGCGGCGCUGCAGGCGCAGAUAGUCGAGCUGCGCUCGCGCGCGGCGGCGGCGGGGCUGAUGCUGCCAAACGGCGCGGCGGUCGGAUCCGGCGUGACGGGCACUGGGGCGAUUGUGUCGGGGCCGUUGUCCGCGCCAUUAUUGCAGGCGGCGCAGGCGACAGUGCUCCAGCCGAUCGGCUUGGUUGGGGGCAUGCCUGGGAUGGGCCCGAUGGGGGUGCUCGGUGUGGUGGGCGGUGCAGGCACGGCGGGGGUGUAUGGUCGCAGCGGUGUUGUGCCGCCUGUCACGUUGGCGGCAGUGGCUUCGCCGGACCGGCAGCCGUCGUCCAGCCCUUCCCAGCAGCAGCAGCAGCAGCAGCAGCUUGCAUUGCAGCAGCACGCCGCGCAACAGCAAGCUGCACUGCAGCAGGCACAGCAUCAAGCCAUGAAACAGCAGGCAGCGCAGCAGCAGGCCGUGGCGCAGCAGCAGGCAGCACAGCAGCAGCAGCAGCAGCAGCAGCAGCAGCAGCAGCAACAGCAGUUGCAGGCCACUCAAGAACAGGCACAGCAGCAGCCGCACCCCUCUGCGCCCACGCCGGUGCCAGCCGCCCCAGCAGCGCUUGCACCCCCGGCGCUCCAAAGCGCAAGCGGCAGCGGGGGGGCGUCCGGCCUUGGCGUGUCCGGUCUGCAGACAGACCUGGACGGCGAUUUUGUUGGCAUGCUGUCUGAGGAUCAGGGGGCGCUGUUUGGCAGCGGGCAGGACGGGGACCUGUUUGGCGGCGUUCCGCUGCUGCAGGAGCACGAGAGUAUUGCCAGCCCAGACAGCGUGCUGCGGCGCACCAUGUCGCUGUGA